UUUUUAAAACCUAAACCUAAAAACAAAAACAAAACAUAGUGUGUGCAUCCAAUAGAACUCUGUGACAAUGUCUCUGACACCUAUGUCCUUCUUGACGAUCUUUCUUCUCCUCCAUCUUCCUCUCACAGCCACCUCUUCCAUCCACAACCUUCUUGAAAGCCAAGGCCUUCCGGCUGGGCUUUUCCCAGACAGUGUAAAGUCAUACAGCCUAGACCAAAAUGGACUUCUAGAGGUUCAUUUGGACCAGCCAUGCUUAGCCAAGUUUGAGACAAGAGUACACUUUGAUAGUGUAAUCAGGGCUAACCUCAGCUUUGGUGGGCUCAAAGGGUUGGAGGGUCUGAGUCAGGAAGAGCUUUUUCUAUGGCUGCCAGUGAAAGAUAUCAUAGUGAAUGAUCCAUCUUCAGGGCUGAUUUUGUUUGAUAUUGGUGUUGCUCAUAAACAACUCUCUCUUUCUCUGUUUGAAGAUCCUCCAGUUUGUAAGCCUCAAGGCUUAAUAUUGGAGAAGAAUAGCAGGAAGAUGAAUAUGGGAUUUCAAGUUCAAAGAUAAGAGAUAACUAUUUCAUAUGAGAGAGAUGGAGUUCUCUUCUUUUUGUUUGUCUCAUAUUUUAUUUCUCUUUUUGUGUUUUGGGGUUUUUGUUUUUGUUUUUUAUUUUUUAUUUUUGGAAGAGGAAAAUUUGGAGUACAGAUCAUAGAUGUUGUUUAGGGCUGUAAAAAAUGGAUAAUUGGGUAUAAGAUUUGGAAAUUAAGCUGCAAAAUUUUCGGAA
This is a messenger RNA of Quercus robur (English oak), 764 nucleotides long. RefSeq lists its product as uncharacterized. Lineage: Eukaryota; Viridiplantae; Streptophyta; Magnoliopsida; Fagales; Fagaceae. The record is from RefSeq and is a predicted model, not a curated record. The coding region runs from base 68 to 547 and encodes 159 amino acids. The transcript has 2 exons.